Molecule: messenger RNA, 5062 nt
Organism: Ailuropoda melanoleuca (giant panda)
Lineage: Eukaryota; Metazoa; Chordata; Mammalia; Carnivora; Ursidae
Gene: GRK7
Product: G protein-coupled receptor kinase 7
Exons: 4
Coding region: 2766-4424 (552 amino acids)
Biological process (GO): protein phosphorylation; signal transduction; regulation of signal transduction
Cellular component (GO): cytoplasm
Molecular function (GO): ATP binding; rhodopsin kinase activity
Source: RefSeq, a predicted model, not a curated record
UCAACACUGAUUAUUUCUGUUUUCAGAUAAUGAGACCGAAACUCAGAAAAGUUAAGUAACUUGCUGAAAAUCACACAGCUAGGGCUCCUUACAGCCAAGGUGCAGCUCUCCCAAGCGGUGCUAGAGUUAGUGCUUGUAACCGUUGGGUCACAUCUCUAAUCCAAGUUUUCCUGUACUUUUCCGCAUUGGCACAGGGUAUCCUGAAUGUGCCCAGUGCUUGGCUCCGCUUCUAAAGCUAAGGGUACGGUGCCGUUCUUUAAUUGGAUCUACAGUUACUGUUUCAUCAAGUUGGGAAAAGCCCUGGACUAAUUGUUAGUAAUCAUAUAAAGUGUUCCAUUUUAAACAGACCUCUUUUUUUUUCAGGUGGAUAAAACUUAAAAAUAAUGAUUCUCUGUUUUAAAUUGCCAGUAGGCAACAUGUAACUAUUGUAUAACUUCUAAACUUGGUGGUAUAACUUCUAAACUUGGUGUUCAAUAUUAUUUAAAUUGUGUUCUCAUCAGUCAGAUAAUUUUUAGUGAAAAAGAGAGUGAAGCUUUUUUUUUUUUUACACAGAUGGUCUAUGGGAUUACUGAUUAGAAAACAAACAAACGAACCUAAGAACAAUUUCUCUUACUUAAUAACAAAACUAGGCGAUGAAGGGUUUAAUUUUGUGCUGCCCGAUAAGGUAGCCACUAGCCAUAUGUGUCUGCUGAGCAUUUGAAAUGUAGAUAGUUUGAAUUGAGAUGUGUGGCAAGUGUCAAAUACAAACAUAUUUUGAAAACUCGGGACAUAAAAAAAGGAUGUAAAAUAUCUCUUUAGGAACAAUUUAUAUAAAUUACAUGUUGAAAUGGUAAUAUUUUGCAUAUACUGGGCUACAUAAAAUAUAUUAUUAAAGUUAAUUUCACUUGUUUUUUUCUUUACCUUUUUUAUUGUGGCUACUAGAAGACCUUAAAUUCCAUGUGUGGUUUUGCAUAUUUCUAUUGGACAGUGCUGGGCGAAGCGAUGACUAGAGGUAAAGGGGAGUCUUAGUUCAAGUGGAAUCAAGCAGUUCAUAGCAUGUAUGUUCAUCAGUGAAAAGCAUUAUUUUUUUCAGUGAUAAGGUUAAAUAGCCAUGUGAUGACAAUUCUACCAUUUUCUCAAAGUUCUGCCCUGUUAGAUUGCCAUUGUAUUCAUAAGAACCACAGGAAAAGGCAUUUCCUCCUGAAGAGCGAUUCUCAGACUGAUUUUUCAGUACUCAGAAAUGUGGCCCCAGGAUGACAUACCAAGAACAAAAAAAAAGUACCAACAUUUCUUAUGUGAGAUUCAAAGCCAGUGGUGUGGUUCUUUCUGACCAGUGGGCACUGGUGUGGCUCACCCAUGUCUACCAUAGGGGUGAUGGUUUACAGCGCAGCAGUGCAAAGCCAAAGGGCACCCACGAGUUCAUUACAUAAUUCUUGGUAGCGUGAGGCCAGGCGUGUAUCUGCUCUGGAGAACGGUGGGCAGGCUCUGACAGGCAGACCGAGGCGGUCAUGAUGAUGUUUUGACAGAGUGUGUGCUAGAAGUUGUUUGUUUGGAAAAAGGCUGACCGGCUUUAUCCCCCUCCUCCUCUCUCUCUCUCUCUUUCUCUUUUUCCCUUUUAAACACUCUGGCAUAAUACUGAAUGACUUUGUUUUUAAGCUGCCUUAGCCUUGCUUUGUGAAGAAAAAGCCUGAGUACUCUUUCCCUGUAGGACACAAGUGUUAUUUUUGGAGCAGAGGUUCUUAGCCUGAUCUCUGUCUAAACCAAUUUCUGUUCUUUGUGAGGUCGUGGUCUGGGGCGGCUCUGAGUGAUCUCCAUGGAGGGAAGCUUCCUGGCUUCGUGAGGGAGUGUUGGCAAAGAUGUGGAGGGGCCACGCCUGAAAGUGCACUGCCCCAGGUCUCAACACAGAAGGCUCCUUCACAUCCAGAUUCCACUCGAUAGAUUGUGCCGUCAGGACAGUUGCAACCCCAUGUGGUGAAGUGGUGUUCUUUUUCUGCUUAUGUCACUUCAUGGGAUGUUUCAGGUCAACAUGACUCCCCCUUUUCUUAGCCUAGUACUUUAGGUCUCAGGCUCCUGGGAACGAGGAAAGCCAUUACUGGACAAUCUCUGCAGGCUGUUCAGCAUGCAACUGGCUGUGGGAAAGCCACCGCCCACUCAGAGGGCCACAACGUUGAGUCCCCGAGGGCCUCUGGGAACACGUCUCAGGACUCAAACUUCAGAGCAUCCCCUUCUGUAACCUGCUCUGAGUCGGGCUGCUAGACAAGGAAGAAAACCUCUCCGGCUUCUCACCGUUCCUCUUCCUGACCUGGCACUCCUAGGCCUUUACAUAGCUGGAGCCUGGCAGGAGACAUGUCAGAUCAGAAACAGUUUAAUAAAAUAAUGCUGUGAGCAACAAAUAGCAUACCACCUUAUGAUGACUCCUUUCCUUUGGAAAGUGGUAGCCGUGUAUUCAGGGAGCAGACGAGUGUAUGGAAAAGGCCCCCAUGAUGAACAAGUAGCCCCCGUGUGUGUGCCAGGCUGCUUUCCUCUCAGUGGAUGGGAGCAUGACCUGUGGUGUGCCCUUCUCUGGCCAGCUAUACAUAGCCAGCAAAGCUUCUUACCAGAGAAACCUCUUUCUGUACCCUCCACCAGUCCCACCCGCAGACUAGAAGACUCGCUGUAAAUCCCCUGGAAGCUACUGAACCUGGCAAGGGAAACCAGCCAGCUGGCCCCCAGACCUGACCAGGUCCCCGCCGGACAACCUUCCAGCCUUCCUUUCCUUUUCCCGGGAGCAUACCCUGUGUUCAGCCAUGGUUGACAUGGGGGGCCUGGACAACCUGAUCGCCAACACGGCCUACCUGCAGGCCCGGAAGACCUCGGAUGGAGACAGCAGGGAGCUGCAGCGGCGGCGCCGGAGCCUGGCGCUGCCCGGGCCACAGAGCUGCACCCAGCUCCGCCAGUCCCUGCCCCAGGACUUCAACAGCCUGUGCGAGCAGCAGCCCAUUGGCCGCCGCCUCUUUCGGGACUUCCUAGCCACAGUGCCCCCAUACCAAGAGGCCGUGGCCUUCCUUGAGGAGGUGCAGAGCUGGGAGCUGGCUGAGGAGGGCCCCGUCAAGGGCAGCAUGCUGCAGGGGCUGGUGGCCACUUGUGUGGCUGCCCCUGCUCCAAGGCACCCGCACCCCUUCCUCAGCCCCGUGCUGGCUGCCAAGUGCCAAGCAGCUACCGCCGAGGAAGAGCAGAUAGCCCUGGUAGCACAGGCCAAGACCGAGGUCAUGGCCUUCUUGCAGGACCAGCCCUUCCAGGAUUUCCUGGCCAGCCCCUUCUAUGACAAGUUUCUGCAGUGGAAAGUCUUUGAGAUGCAACCGGUGUCAGAAAAGUACUUCACCGAGUUCCGGGUCCUGGGGAAAGGUGGUUUUGGGGAGGUAUGUGCUGUCCAGGUGAAAAACACUGGCAAGAUGUAUGCCUGUAAGAAACUGGACAAGAAGCGGCUAAAGAAGAAAAAUGGCGAGAAAAUGGCACUUUUAGAAAAGGAAAUCUUGGAAAAGGUCAGGAGCCCUUUCAUCGUCUCUCUGGCCUAUGCCUUUGAGAGCAAGUCCCAUCUCUGCCUGGUCAUGAGCCUGAUGAACGGGGGAGACCUCAAGUUCCACAUCUACAGUGUGGGUACGCGGGGCCUGGCCAUGAGUAGGGUGGUCUUCUACUCAGCCCAGAUGACCUGUGGAGUGCUGCACCUCCACUCCCUCGGCAUUGUCUACCGGGACAUGAAGCCUGAGAACGUACUUCUGGAUGACCUCGGCAACUGCAGGCUGUCUGACUUGGGGCUGGCUGUGCAGAUCCAGGAUGGCAAGCCCGUCACGCAGAGGGCUGGAACCAAUGGUUAUAUGGCUCCUGAAAUCCUAAUGGAAAAAGUGAGUUAUUCCUAUCCUGUGGACUGGUUUGCAAUGGGAUGCAGUAUUUAUGAAAUGGUUGCUGGACGAACGCCAUUCAAAGAUUACAAGGAAAAAGUCAGUAAAGAGGAUUUAAAGCAAAGAACCCUGAAAGAAGAGGUCAGAUUCCAACAUGAUAACUUCACAGAGGAAGCAAAAGAUAUUUGCAGACUCUUCUUGGCUAAGGAACCAGAGCAACGUUUAGGAAGCAGAGAAAAGUCUGAUGAUCCCAGGCAACACCCUUUCUUCAAAACCAUCAAUUUUGCUCGCCUGGAAGCUGGCCUAGUUGAGCCCCCAUUUGUGCCAGACCCUUCAGUGGUUUAUGCCAAAGACAUCGCUGAAAUUGAAGAUUUCUCUGAGGUUCGGGGAAUCGAAUUUGAUGAUAAAGAUAAGAAGUUCUUCCAAAGAUUUGCAACAGGUGCUGUCCCUAUAGCAUGGCAGGAAGAGAUCAUAGAAACGGGACUGUUUGAAGAAUUGAAUGACCCCAACAGGCCUGCAGGUUGGGAUGGUAAUUCAUCCAAGUCUGGUGUGUGUUUGUUAUUAUAAGUUGUUCUCUCCACCAGAUGGGCAGCAGGGAUCUCAGCUGACAUAAUCUUCGAAUGUUCCUAACACAUGAAAAUCUGUUGAAUGAGGACUGAUCAAUCAGGAGGGGCAUUUCAGCCAUAGAACAGUUCAAAGGACAGGUGAGCUCACCACUAGGACACAUUUUUCUCCCCUCCCCUCACCCUCCCUUUCCCCUCCUUCUCGUCUCCCUUUCCCCUCCUCUCUCCCUUUCUCUCCUCUCUCCUUCCCUUCCUCCUCUCCUCUCCUUUCUUCUCCUCUCCUUUCCUUCUUUAUCUCUCUCCCUCUUUCCCCCCACCUCUUUCUUCUUUCUCUCCUUUUUCAUAAAGUUGAGUAAAAAGUCUCAGUUUUCACUGAGGCCUGGGAAAAGGAACACUCAGGUUUAUUUUGAUAAACUAAAACCAUGAGCCCUCCACCAUCAUGUCCCUGAAAAUUACACAAAGUCCUAGGAAUAGAGAAUGGAACGUUGUGGUAUACUCAGAAAAUGAGCAUUUGCAAUUCUUGGUAAAUAAUCAUUUUAGUUUUGCUUUGUUUAUAUCCUUUCUUCCUUUCAUCUUUCAGUAUUUCUUCUGCUUCUGUACUUAUAAAAAGGACUUGGGAGCUGGAAAUAAAUGUUCCUGAUA